This is a messenger RNA of Lactuca sativa (garden lettuce), 1605 nucleotides long. NCBI's taxonomy places the organism in Eukaryota, Viridiplantae, Streptophyta, Magnoliopsida, Asterales, Asteraceae. The record is from RefSeq and is a predicted model, not a curated record.
UUGAAGGUAAAAUGAGGCCCAUAUUCUGUGGGAACUUCGAGUUUGAUGCAAGACAGGGUGAACUGGAGCGUCUCUUUAGAAAAUAUGGAAAAGUUGAUCGGGUGGAUAUGAAGUCUGGAUUUCUCCGACUACACCUGGCUGAUGGAUGAUCAUUCGCAUUCCAUUUCCAGGCCAUGACGGGCUUCCUCUUCUUCUUUCUGAGAAGAGCCAUUCCGAUUCCGAUUCCGAUUCCGAUCCAUCAUGAUCAUCAUCACCAUCACACAUUCACCACAGACAUUGUUGCCUUUCAUUCCACGUUGUCACUUUCAGACACAUUACCAGCUAGAAAUCAGAGGCAAAACAGAAUAGAUGGUGAAGGCACCUUUUUUACUAAUUCUGCCAUGAGACAUCUGACAUCCACAUCCAUCCAUCCAAUCAUCCAAUCAUCCAAUCCAUCCUUGGAUUCUAGUUCCAUGACAUCUCUUAGUUCAUUUGCACAAGGGUUUGCUUUUGUCUAUAUGGAGGAUGAAAGAGAUGCUGAAGAUGCAAUUCGUGCACUUGAUCGCUAUGAAUUUGGUAGGAAAGGACGCCGACUUCGUGUUGAGUGGACAAAGCAAGAACGCAACGUGAGACAGCCUGCAAGUUCAAGAAAAUCUUCAUCCAAUUCACGUCCAUCGAAAACCCUUUUUGUAAUCAAUUUUGAUCCGUAUAACACCAGGACAAGGGACCUCGAGAGGCACUUUGAUCCUUAUGGCAAGAUUCUCAACAUAAGGAUCAGAAGAAAUUUCGCCUUCAUACAAUUCGAGUUACAAGAAGAUGCCACCAAAGCCCUUGAAGCCACAAACAUGAGCAAGCUGAUGGACCGUGUUAUUUCCGUUGAAUACGCGAUUAAAGACGAUGACGAUAGGAGAAACGGGAGUAGCCCGGGUCGUGACAGGUCGCCACGUAGGCGAGGUGAUGACAGACGGUCACCGAGUCCAUAUAGGAGAGAGCGGGGCAGCCCGGAUUAUGGGCGUGGACGUGGUCGCAGCCCGAGCCCACACCGUAGGGACCGCGGGAGCCCCGAUUAUGGCCGUGGAGCGAGCCCUGCUUUGAACGGUGCGAGCCGCCGAGACCCGAGUGCGAGCCCAGUGGGCCGGAAAGCGAGCCGGAGCCGGAGUCCUCGUAGAGAAAGGGAAAGGGAAAGAGAAAGAGAAAGGAGCCCACCACCUCGCCAUAGCCGUGGGUCGGUCCCAAAGGAGCGGGUUAGCCCAGAAUAUGAACAUGGUGCUAUCGUGAGCCCCAGAAGUGAAGGGCGGAUCAGCCCUGAUGAUUCACCCCGUGAACCGAGCCCGGAUGCUAAGCGUGAGAGCCCCGGUUACAGUGGAGCUGAAAGCCCACCAGAUCGGUACCGCAGUAGAUCACCGGGGGCUAGGGAGAGGUCUCGAUCCUGAUUGGACUCUCAACAGAAUGAGAAAUGUAACGGGAUUUGGGUUUGGAUUUGAAUUUUAGAAAAAAAAAAAAAACGAAGAAUGUAAUGAAUGGAUUUGUAGUGAAAGCUGGUGAGUGUGAGACCUUAUAAUCUAGAAUUUUGUAUUUGUUUGGAUGUUUUACAUUUAAUCAAUUGUAUUACAGUCUGUUCGAACA